Globicephala melas (long-finned pilot whale) is the source of this 3699-nucleotide messenger RNA. It is a transcript of the gene MED31, whose product is annotated as mediator complex subunit 31. Gene Ontology annotation, biological process: regulation of transcription by RNA polymerase II. Lineage: Eukaryota; Metazoa; Chordata; Mammalia; Artiodactyla; Delphinidae. Gene Ontology annotation, cellular component: core mediator complex; mediator complex. The record is from RefSeq and is a predicted model, not a curated record. Gene Ontology annotation, molecular function: transcription coregulator activity.
GCGGUAGCCGAGGAUCCCAUGACACAGCCACGUGCAGGAACAGUGGUCCUGGCGGGGGCUGCUGACGGCCCCUCUGAAACCCUGGGUUAGGCCCCGCGCUAGGUCAGCCCCUGCAUCGCCUCCUAACUUGUCAGGAGCCCGCGCCGGCGGAGGCGGGAACGGGCCGAGCCGGGGCGGGCCUGGGAUGAGAGGAGCCGCCCGCCCCCCGCAUCCCACACUGCACCGCGGCAGGAAGGGGGAGCCGCGGCUUCCGGCACCUCCCCCGCCACUCCCGGCGUUCGCGGUGUCGGGCUGGUGGCUGCUUAGCUCCUUUGCUGGUGAUGGCAGCAGCUGUCGCUAUGGAGACAGAUGAUGCUGGAAAUCGACUUCGGUUUCAGUUGGAGUUGGAAUUUGUGCAGUGUUUAGCCAACCCAAAUUACCUUAAUUUUCUUGCCCAAAGAGGUUACUUCAAAGACAAAGCUUUUGUUAAUUAUCUUAAGUACUUGCUUUACUGGAAAGAACCAGAAUAUGCCAAGUAUCUAAACCAAGAGCUAAACACAGGCCUUCAGAUGUCAAGGUACCCUCAGUGUUUACACAUGUUAGAACUGCUCCAAUAUGAACACUUCCGUAAGGAGCUGGUGAAUGCUCAGUGUGCGAAAUUUAUUGAUGAGCAGCAAAUUCUGCACUGGCAGCACUAUUCUCGGAAGCGGAUGCGCCUUCAGCAAGCCCUGGCGGAGCAGCAACAGCAAAAUAACACAUCAGGAAAAUGAACAGUUGGAUCCAGACCAGGCUCUUAAGACAUGUAUAUAUUGCUUUUGUACAGUGAAGACAAAACAACUCUUCCUAUGUACCUUUACUGUGGUAGCACCUAGAACCGUUAGUGUGCUAUUUAAUUGAACUAACUUUUUCUUGUUAAUAGAUUAUUUCUGUUAAACCAGAAUUGUUUUACUUUGAUUUCCCUGUGGCUUUGUAAGCUUUUAUUAGUAUUUAACAGUCAGCUGAGUAAGAAUAGAAAUGUUAGGUGUUUCAGACCAAUUUAAGGCAGCAGGGGGCGAGGUAAGGGGAGGGCCACUGAACAUCCCAAACUCUAAGCCGAGCUCUGUUUUCAUGUACAGUGGGGCCUGGGACAAGUCUGUCUCCUGGAACCUUGCUGUCCCUCAGAUCGGCUAUCCUGCCCUUCAUCUACAGAGUGAGAGGUGUGGAGUAAGUGACCUCUUUACGUCAGGCAGCAGGAACCGCAUAAAGGUUCUUAAAUUCUGCAGGGCAGGAGACAUACCUGUAUCGCCAGUUGCUUUGCAAGAGAGCUUUAAGGAAGAAUCAUUGGUAUGUCACUGACCUAGUAAUGGCAGGGAGAAGAUUGGUGGUUAACUACUAAUUGGACUCUUGGCCUUAAGACUAGAACAAAGGUGAGGAGCCUCAAAUAUUUGUGCUCAUUUGGGAAAGCUGACCUUUAUUUGGCAGAUACCGCAAACCAGGCACAAUGUUAAGUGCUUAGUUGCAUUCUCAUUUUAUCCUCAGAACGAUCCAUGUUCAUAAAGGAGGAGACUGAGGUUUAGACAGGUUAAUGGUUACACAGCUAGGAAGUGAUAAUCAAUGAGACUGACUCACAGGCUGGAGUCCUUCCCAUCACUAGGUUAUACGGUCUCUGACCUCUCUGCCACCCGCCUCAUCCCAAGUAGUGAAGCAUAUUCAGACAGCUGUGACGAACCUGCCAGCAUUAAGCAGAGGCUGGAUUAGAUGUGCUGUGCUUCCCUUCAGUGGUUAGGUUAAGUUCUACAUUCUAAAGCCAAAGAAGGAGUUUCAGGAAUAACAGCUCUUUGUAAAUUCGUGGAAUUUAAGGUAAAAGAUCCUAACUCCUUUAGAGAUUUGGAAGCUGUCUACUGCACUAUUAGGGGCUUUUAGGUAUUUCUGUCAUCUCCAGUAAUAGCUUCCUUUGUGCUAUUACUGCCACUCCUGAAGAAUUAUUUUACCUAUGGUAGCUUAAAUAUACCCAUAUAUUAAAGCAAACUGAGGGUUCAUGAGCAUUUUAAUAGCACUCUCUAUGGUUUAGACAUGUACCAAUUUUUUUACAUCAUCAUUUAUUUAUUGCUAACAUGAAUUCAAAGCAAGUAUGCAGAUUCUUUUAUACUAGAGCAAAUCAGGAAAUAAAGACACAAUUGCCAUCGUCAAAUCUUAAUCUUCAGAGAACAACAUCCCCACGAGGUUGGCCUGAAGACACUCAGAUUCUACCAGUUUUUGAGGCUGUAAGAGAACAACAGUCAUAUCUUAACCCACAGCUACAAAAAUGUUAUUAGGAGGGGAAUGAGUUGUUCUACCUUGAAUGACACAAGUCUUGGAACAGAAAAAUUAUGCUAUUCAGAAACUAUUAACUAGUUGUAACAAGCUUUAUGAAAUAGUUAAGAUAUUUACCUUAAGGUGAAUCAUUAAAAUACUUGGCUCCGUGGACUAAAACAGGAGACAGGAAGCCCGAUGUCACCCCUUCCCUUUAACUCUUUAAUUUAGAAUCCCAGGGCCAUGACUAAACUAGAGGACAUGCCCUUUCUUUUCAUCCAGAAUUAUGGAUUAAGUCGAAAACAACUAUUGAUGCCACUGUUUUAAGGAAUUGUAUGUUAACCAACUUUCUUCAACAGUGCUUACAGAAUUUUAAAAUAAGGAUGGCUUUUAAAAGGCAUGAAAAGGGGCUUCCCUGGUGGCGCAGUGGUUAAGAAUCCACCUGCCAAUGCAGGGUACACGGGUUCGAGCCCUGGCCCGGGAAGAUCCCACGUGCCACGGAGCAACUAAGCCUGUGCGCCACAACUACUGAGCCUGUGCGCCACAACUACUGAGCCCGCGUGCCAAGAGCUUGUGCUCCACAAUGAGAAGCCACCGCAAUGAGAAGCCUGCGCACUGCAACGAAGAGUAGCCCCCGCUCGCGGCAACUAGAGAAAGCCUGCACACAGCAACGAAGACCCAAUGCAGCCAAAAAUAAAUUUAAUUAAUUAAAAAAUAAAUAAAAAAAUAAAAGGCAUGAAAGGGCUUCCCUAGUGGCGCAGUGGUUGAGAGUCCGCCUGCCGAUGCAGGGGACACGGGUUCGUGCCCUGGUCUGGGAAGAUCCCACAUGCUGCGGAGCAGCUGGGCCCGUGAGCUAUGGCCCCUGAGCCUGUGCGUCUGGAGCCUGUGCUCCGCAACGGGAGAGGCCCCAAAAAAAGAAAAAAGGCAUGAUAAAAACCCUAAUAUUUGCAUUAUUAAUAACUUAUUGGGGUAGGCCAUAGGGAUGGACAGCCAUGUGUAUUUUGAAUACAUUCUGAAGAGCAAUGUGAUAUUUGGGAUGAAAUGUCAAGAUCUUUUCAAAUUUGAAUCCAGAACAAGUUAAAAGAAUUUUGAUAGGGUGAACUGUAUCCCCAACACAGUUAAAGAAAGAUACUCACUGUUCCAUAUUUAAGUAGUGUAGGCACUCCAGUUAAUUUCAACUUUUUCCUGAAGUCAUUAUUUGGCUCUUUCCAACUGUUUCAGAAGGAGAAAGUGAUCAUGAAAAACAUUUACUUGGUUUCUUACAUUCUGCUUUGUAUUUGAUAUAUUCCCACUUUCAGUCUUUCAGUAAUCAUUGUUUUUGUUGUAAACAUUUUAAAAACCUUGACAUCUACAACAUAUAUUCUCCUGUGCAAAGUUUUCAUUUAAGUGAAUAUAUACUAAGAUAUAAAAUAAAUGUAAAGACAAGUUCUGAACUAACAUCAGGCCAAA